Scutellospora calospora is the source of this 645-nucleotide messenger RNA. NCBI's taxonomy places the organism in Eukaryota, Fungi, Glomeromycota, Glomeromycetes, Diversisporales, Gigasporaceae. The record is from the annotation of a GenBank genome assembly.
GAACGUGAGCGUCGUCUUCAAAUUCUUCGAGAAAAUGCUCGCGCAAAGCAACAAGGAUUAUUAACGGAAAUACCUAAAGAGCAAGCUACUGGUCAAUUGGUAACGACAAGUCAAAAGCUAGCAAUACAAAGUUCGGCAGACUUCGUUGGUGGUCAUAUAAAUUUCUGGAGUGACAUAGAAAAGGAAUAUGCUCGUACUGUCACAACCAACCCAGAAUAUGAGGCUGAAAAAAAGGCAAAAGAGCAAAAAUUGGAGAGGCAGUAUACGAUGUAUCUCGAUGAAGUUUUAAAAGAUCCAAAACCAUGGUACCUUAAGAAAAACUAUGGUAAUAGUGGCAAUGGUGGCAAUGACAAAGGGGAAAAAUAUUCUAUAGAUGGAAAGAUUAAAAGAAACAAAGAAAUAAUUACAUCUGCAGAUGAUCCAUUGCCGCAUGAUCAUCAACGACAAAAGGAAAUGAAGGAAAUUCAAUCUGAUUCACUUCACUUAUCAACAAUUGACAAAUUACGUGAGGAACGACUUAAGAGGGAACGUGACGAAAAGUUACGUACUCUUAAACUUCUCAAUCCCCACAUAAUAAAUGAUCAAGAAACAAAAGGUCGUUAUUUUUCCCAAUUCAAUCCAGAAGCUACUAGUGCGGCACAUAAA